AUGGUUCAAAGACAACAAUAUCAAAGAGAGCAUGGCCAAGGGGCUAGGAGGAAUUUUGUUUUCGAGCCCUCUGUCAAUCAGACUGUUCAUACGGGAGGUAGACCCCAAGUUGUUCCUUCCGGGGCCAUGCCCGCCCAACCGAAUAUGCGAACUCAUGAUAGAGGCAUCCAGAGAAAUAUGAGAAGGAUAGAUCCUAUUCCAAUGACAUACUCAGAAUUAUUCCCACAAUUGAUGGAGAGGAACUUAGUUUCAGUCAUUCCUGGAACGGUCGUUACGGCACCUUUACCACAAUGGUAUGACCCCGAAGCCAAGUGUGCAUAUCACGCUAACACUCCCGGGCACACUAUUGAACGUUGUUGGGCAUUCAAAAAUAAGGUUCAAACACUAAGAGAAGCCGGAUGGCUAGAAUUUGAUGAUAAACAACCAGGAAUUCAAGGGAACCCUUUGCCCAAUCAUGGGGGUAACAAUGUCGGAAUGAUAGAAGAAGGGACGAAUGAGGUAGAUUUUGAACAAAUGUCUUUAGAUUGGGUGUUCAAUGAACUUAUUGCGGCAGGUCGGAUAGGGCAAGAGGCUGUUUGCCCCACUAAUGCACUUUGUUUAUGUCAGAGUAAAGAUGGAAGAUCUGUGAAAAAGUGUGUAACUUCUAGAAUGUUUUUGCAAAAGAUGGUGGAUAACAAGUUUAUAGAGUUUGGUUGUACCCGCAAAAGUGGAGAGAUUGCAGUCAUUGGGGAAAACGGGCCGGUAUAUCAUCAUUGCACUAAUCAACCAUUCAUACCUACCAUGAACAAGGCUCUUCCCACACAGGAAGCGCCAGCUCGCUUGGUGAUCUCUACUCCUAGGCCAUUCCCAUACAAGAGUAACCAAGCAGUACCCUGGAAAUAUGAAUGUGAAGCGUAUGUCGAAGGAAGCACCAACAAUAUAGCAGGGGUGAAAGGGAUAACUCGAAGUGGUAGGGUGUAUAUGCCAGAUUCUUCUAAAACAAAUCGACAGAAUGUUGGGGAACCGGACAGGGCAGUGAAAAGUCCAAUAUCUAAUGGAGAGGCCGAAGAAUUCCUGAAGAUAAUAAAGCAUAGCGAGUACAACAUCGUGGACCAACUAAAGAAAAUGCCGGCUCACAUAUCUAUUUUGUCGCUUCUACUAAAUUCAGAAACCCAUCGGGAGGCGUUACUUAAAGUCCUGAAUCAAGCCUACAUUCCCCAAGAUAUCAGCGUUGAUAAAUUCAAUCAUGUGAUCGGAAGUCUAGCAGCCUCCAAUUACAUCACUUUUACUGAUGAAGAAAUUCCGCCAGAAGGCCAGGGGCACAACAAGGCGUUGCAUAUAUCCACCAAAUGUAAGGAUCAUAUGAUGUCUCGAGUCCUGAUAGAUAAUGGAUCAUCCCUCAAUGUUAUGCCAAUGACUAUACUGCAAAGGUUACCCAUUGACCCUUCUUAUGUGACACCAAACAAUUUGGUGGUGCGUCCCUUCGAUGGGACACGAAGAGAGUCAGUAGGGUCGCUUGACAUCCCUAUUCAGAUUGGACCCGUAACCUUCAAUAUCACUUUUCAAGUCAUGGAUAUUACGCCUUCAUACAGUUGUCUCUUGGGAAGACCUUGGAUACAUAAUACUGGGGCAGUUCCCUCCUCUUUGCAUCAGCGAGUGAAAUUUAUAGUAGGGGAUAAACUGGUAUGUGUUUAUGGAGAAACCGAUAUAAUGGUUACUAAACCUUCUUCCACUCCCUAUGUGGAAGCAGCUGAAGAAGCCCAUGAAGAUUCAUUUCGAGCAUUUGAGAUCAUCAACGUCAUUACUAUAAUAGAGGGAUCUUUUAUCCCUCAACCUCGGAUCUCUUCUUCCACACGCAUGGUGGCCGCUAAAAUGAUUAAAUCAAGGUUUUGCCCGGGAAAAGGGUUGGGGAAGUAUCUUCAGGGCAUCGCAAUGCCAUUGUUACCAGAAGGCAUGAAUGAGAGAUACGGCAUCGGAUAUACUCCUACUUUAGCUGACCAUAAGAAGAAGGCAGAAGAGAAAAGAAUAAUCCGAAUCGAGAGGCGCACAGGAAGAGUAAGUACCAAGUGGGGGGUAGAAGUCCCGCCAAUGAAUCAGACCUUUCGAAAGGGCAAUCAAGUCACUCUUGAGGAAGAAAUGAAACAGAUGAGCAUAUUGGCCUUAGAAUCAGGGGACCACAUGAAUGACUCGAGUAGAUGGAUCUACCCAUUGACAGGAGCAGAAAUUCAGAACUGGACAUCUUUUGAUUACCCAAUUCACUUCAUGUAA
Molecule: messenger RNA, 2247 nt
Organism: Malania oleifera
Lineage: Eukaryota; Viridiplantae; Streptophyta; Magnoliopsida; Santalales; Ximeniaceae
Exons: 1
Coding region: 1-2247 (748 amino acids)
Source: RefSeq, a predicted model, not a curated record